UCGGGCGCAGUUCUCGUUUUACAAGAAGCGGAUGAGAACCGUGCGGUCUUGUAUUUCACGUGCUAUAUCGUAUCUCAUACCGCGAGUCAGCCAGCAUUCGUGCUUGAAAAUGUGCCGAUUCUAACGAAACGAGGUACGCGGUACUCGCGCAUACCGUCGCCCAUCGCCCAUCGCCCGUCGCUCGUCCGCGUGAACAGUUUGAGAAACAAAAUGUCGCGGAAAGCGUUAUCAUACGUUUUACUUCUCCUUUACGCGCUGAUUAUUCUCAACGCGGAAUGCACAAGUGGCAUUCCAGAUCGUUGUUUGGAACUGAUCAGAUUCGAUAUCCAUGAGAUUGAGAAUCAUUUGUCCGAAUUAAAUCUCACGGACGUGCCUACCGUGAAAAUGAUGACUGCCGGAUUUAAAUGUCCGAUUUCCGCCCUGCCUUUCGGUACGCUCAAGUCAGACUGGGCCAGACUCUUGUUGCUCCAACAAGCUCAAUCUGACGGGUCGAUCAUCAAGCUCAAGCUUGUUCGGUUAAUGCAAAUAUUAAUAAUUGCUUAUUACCAAAUGGAGGAACAUAUUGACGUGAGAGACGUGACGGGUCCUGGGGCGGCUGGGACGAAAGCCGCAAAGAAAUCUCUGGUAGAAGAAACAACGACGACCGUGCCGGUUGCGGACGAGACGAAGACGAGCCACUACCCGAGCUGCAGUAAUUUCUUGGGAGCAGAAAUCUCGAGUAACAAUGCGAAUCGUCCGUGUUCGUAUAUGGAUUCGUUUUCGAACGAUGUAACGCGAUUAGCCACCAAAACUGAUUGUUCGAGGAUAAAAACGAACGCGACGGUAAUCGAAAUCGCGACGAUGAACAACUUGUCGAGUCCUAAUCGAACAACCACCGUCAUUCCACCCGACGCCGACGCGACACGUCAGAACGUUACGUCGUUGAUCGAUCUUGGCGCGGCGACCACGUAUUAUCCUGCUGGUAACGCGAAAAAAGCAGCGUUACUCGGUAAUUGCUUGAAACUCAGUAAUUCAUUGAAGGACAUCGCGCGACGACCGAGCGGCAAGGUGUUCGAGAUCGUCAAGACUAACAAUAAGGCCAAGUAUUAUACCGAGCGCGCAGCGCGAAAAGGCAACGAGACCGAUGAUCGCAGGAGAGAUCGCACCGUUAUCAGGAUAUCGCCGCCAAUCAACGAAUUCUGGCGAUACGUAACGUUUCCCACGAGAGCUCCGCUAACUACGAGGAUCGCUAGCGUAGCGCCGGCUUAUCGAAUGCCGAGAUUAACAAUUAACAAUAAGUGGACUCAAAACAGGUCCGCGCCGCGGAAGUCGCGGAAACGCACGAAAUUGAAUAACGACAUUUACGAAAGCUUCAGGCGGUUUUACGGCGUCGACAAAAAUAAAGAAGGCACAAAUUAGUGAUUGAGGAUUGAGUGUCUUUCGCGUUAUGAUAUAUCGCGUGAAAUAAUCGGGGAGCGUACUCUUCUCCCGGAACUUUUGUCGGGGAGAAAAGCGAGAAUCUCGAGUUUAAAAUAAACGUAUUUCUCGCGAUUCAUUUACUUAUCGUAUUUCGGAGCUCCGAAUUUGUCGUCUAACGCCGCCCGUCGGCAUUCGCAGCUACCUUUUUCUCGUUAGCUAGCAUUAUACAUAUAUGCAACAGCAUUUUAUAAUCAUUUAUCGUCUAAUCACAUUCGAGAGAGCAUGCCUCGCAUUAAAGAAUACAUAACAAUAUUAAAAUAAACGUAUUUCUCGAGAUUUAUUUGGUGGCGCGUCACGCGUGUGGUAUUUCGGAGCUCCGAAUUUGUCACCCAACGCGCCGCCCGACGGCACUUCGUGGCUACCUUUUUCUUGUUAUCUAACAUUAUGCAGCAACAUUUUGAAACUCUUUAGCGUCUAAUUACAUCCGAGAGAGCAAGUCUCGCAUUAAAGCAUACAUAACAAUGUUAAAAUGAAUAUAUUUCUCGAGAUAUGUCACAGUGUCGUUCGUCGCAUUUCGCAGCUUCUAUACAACCUUUCAACCGAGUCGGCCGAGCACGAGCACUGCAUUCGUAUAGUUUCAGUUAUUAAUACAUAUAGUACAUUAAGUACAUAAAAAAGUAAUUAAUAAAAACAUUAUUAAUUUAACAAACAAUAGAUAUUAAUAUUAAAUUAUUAUUAAGUAAUAACUAUAAAUAUAUCAUGCAUUUGUUUGGCGCUUGAAAGAUCAUAAAAAUUAUGAAAAAGAAUUUUAGCUUAUGAGGAAAGCGAAAAUCUCGAGUUUGGAGUCGUCUAUAAUUCCUCAGAAAUCGCUCCUGUUACGCGGGAAGCAUGUUGAGCAAGGAAGUUUUUUAGUAGGUAUUCGAGCAGCGGGACGCCUACCCCCACUAUUACCCAUCGCCAUUGGAACGGCGCGCCGGACGCGCAACGAGGAUGCCCAGCCUACGGCCAAUCAGAGCGCUGGCAGGUGUGCAUAGAAGGGGCAGUAGGCUCCCGCGCUCUGACCAAUAGCAGCGUGAUUACGAGGAGGCAAUGUGGGGUGGCAAGACCCGUGCUCGGAAUACCUCCGUCAACCUCCUUGCCUAACAUGCUAGCCUGAUAUAUCAGGAGUAAAUUUCCGAGAUUUCGCGGUGCGAAACCUGAGUUUCGCCUAUUUUAUCAUUCGAAUUAAUUUUUCCAUUAACUUUUAUUGUUUUCUAACGUCUCUAUUGAUGCAUAAUUAAAUUCUUGCUAUUUUUUAAUUAUUAU
Temnothorax curvispinosus is the source of this 2703-nucleotide messenger RNA. RefSeq lists its product as uncharacterized. Lineage: Eukaryota; Metazoa; Arthropoda; Insecta; Hymenoptera; Formicidae. The transcript has 3 exons. The record is from RefSeq and is a predicted model, not a curated record. The coding region runs from base 211 to 1398 and encodes 395 amino acids.